AUGGAGGAAAAAUUCGACCCGGAAGCAUUCAUAGAAGAGUUCGAGUCGUUGACCAGGGAUGCCGGUAGAGUUCAGAGGGAGACACUGAAGAGAAUCUUGGAAGAAAAUGGUGAGACAGAGUACUUGCAGAGAUGGGGGCUUAACGGUUCGACCGAUCCCGAUAGUUAUAGGGCCCGAGUUCCCAUUGCCACUCACGACGACUUUGAAGCUUAUAUUCAGAAAAUCGCAGACGGCACGAAUCAGUCGGCUCUUACUGGAAAACCGAUAACCACAAUUUCAUUGAGUUCUGGCACGACUCAAGGGAAGCCCAAGUUCGUGCCUUUUAACGAUGAACUGAUGGAGAGCACUACACAGAUAUACAAGACAUCUUUUGCAUUUAGGAACAGAGAGUAUCCGAUUUCAAACGGGAAGGCCUUGCAAUUCAUCUACAGCAGCAAGCAGUUCAAGACGAAAGGCGGCCUAUCCGCAGGGACUGCCACCACAAAUGUUUAUCGCAACUCGAAAUUCAAGAAAACGAUGAAAUCCAUGCAAACACCGUGCUGCAGCCCGGACGAGGUUAUAUUCGGGCCCGACUUCCACCAAUCCCUCUAUUGCCACCUCCUUUGCGGCCUCAUUUACCGCCAAGAAAUCCAAGUCGUAUCCUCCACUUUCGCCCACAGCAUAGUCCACGCUUUCCGAACAUUCGAACAAAUUUGGGAAGAACUCGUGGAGGAUAUCCGCAAAGGAUCUUUGAGUAGCCGAAUUACAGUCCCUUCAAUCCGGGCCGCCAUAGAAAAAGUUCUGCAGCCGAUGCCCGAAUUGGCUGAUUUGAUUUAUAGCAAGUGUGUGAGGUUGAGGUUGAGCAAUUGGUAUGGAUUGAUCGAGGAGCUUUUUCCGAAUAUGAAAUAUAUUUACGGGAUCAUGACGGGUUCAAUGGAGCCGUAUUUGANAAAACUGAGACAUUAUUCGGGCCGGCUUCCUCUUUGUAGUGCGGAUUAUGGGUCGUCCGAAGGGUGGGUUGGAGCUAAUGUUAAUCCCGAGUUGCCACCCGAGCAGGUGACUUACGCUGUUUUGCCGAAUAUUGGGUUUUUCGAAUUCAUCCCUUUGAAUGGAGCCCAGAACGGUGAACUGUGUGUCGAGCCCGAGCCGGUCGGGCUUACUGAAGUUAAGCUGGGUGAGGAGUAUGAGAUCAUCGUGACCAAUAAUGCAGGAUUAUAUCGUUAUAGAUUAGGUGACGUGGUCAAAGUCAAAGGGUUUCACAAUUCGACCCCUAAGCUCCAAUUCGUUUGCCGUAAGAACCUCCUCCUCACGAUCAACAUCGACAAGAAUACCGAGAAGGACCUCCAGCUGGCGGUCGAGGCCGCCGGGAGCCUUCUAGCCGUGCGCAAGCUUGAAGUGGUCGACUUCACGAGCCGGGCCGACCCGUCUGGCGACCCGGCCCGCUACAUUGUGUUCUGGGAGAUAAAUGGAGAAGCGGAGGACGAGGUUUUGCAAGAGUGUUGUGAUUGUUUGGACCGGUCGUUUUUGGACGCGGGCUACAUGAGCUCGCGCAAGACGGGCUCGAUCGGGCCCCUCGAGCUCCGGGUUGUGAGGAAAGGGACGUUUCACAAGAUUUUGGAUCACUAUGUGGGGCUCGGGGCUGCAGUCAGCCAGUUCAAGACGCCGAGGUGCGUGGGGCCCACGAACGCGGCCGUGCUGCAGAUACUGUCGGCCAAUGUGGCCCGGAGCUACUUCAGCGCUGCCUAUGACUAA
Striga hermonthica is the source of this 1731-nucleotide messenger RNA. Lineage: Eukaryota; Viridiplantae; Streptophyta; Magnoliopsida; Lamiales; Orobanchaceae. The record is from the annotation of a GenBank genome assembly.